This is a messenger RNA of Cherax quadricarinatus, 11546 nucleotides long. Its product is annotated as N-chimaerin. Gene Ontology annotation, molecular function: GTPase activator activity. The record is from RefSeq and is a predicted model, not a curated record. Gene Ontology annotation, biological process: signal transduction; regulation of GTPase activity. Lineage: Eukaryota; Metazoa; Arthropoda; Malacostraca; Decapoda; Parastacidae.
CUUCAGGCCCAUCAACCCAACACUCACACCCCCACCCUGACCCCCAUGGACGUCAAGUGAAUACAUAGUGACGUCAGAGUUGAGUGUGGGUGGGCGUGGGAAACAGCUAAUGGGCGUGAGUACCAGCUGGUGGCCCCCCAAGGAUGAUAACCCCUGGGUUAUCCUGCCAGAGUGAGCUGAUAACCCCUGGGUUAUCCUGCCAGAGUCCUCCAACAGAGAGUAUUGUGGUGGGACGGCCAUGUCCUCACACAACAAUGAGAGAGGGGGGGAGCAUCUUCGUCAAGGAUCAUCAAUGUGGAAGUCUUUUUUGUACCAGCUUCAAGAGGAAGCACCCAAGCCAGCUGCUGUCUUGUGCACUGAUAGACCACCAGACAGUCCCUCUCAUUAUGGUUUGGAGUAUCAUGGCGAAAUUGGACGACACCUGUGCCAAGAGCUUCUCACACUGGAAGGGACAUAUCUUGUGAGACAUAGUGAGAAGGCUGAGGGAUUUUACACGCUAAGUAUGCGAUUUAACAAUCAAAUAAAACACUUCCGCUUAUACUAUGAUAGCAAGAAACACUAUGUUGGUGAGAAGCGCUUUGAUACUCUGCAUGAUUUAGUAGCCGAUGGACUUGUCACGCUCUAUAUAGAGUUGAAGGCAGGAGAGCGCCUAAAGAAUAUAUCAACUGGGUCUUAUGCCAACUCCCCUUAUUAUACUCUCACCAGGUCCAUUCGAAAUCACAUCCUGACUAGCUAUCGUGCAGCAAACAAAGAGAAUAACCAGCAAAAUGAAAAGUUAGAUACUUCAAUAUUUUAUGUGACAACUCCAGUGGAGAAAGUAACAGUGGAUGCUGCUGACUCUCUGGACACCACUACACAGCGUCCCCAUCGAUUCGUCGUCAGUACAUUCACAGGACUCCACUGGUGUGGGUUUUGCGGUCAUUUCCUCUGGGGUAUCGUGUCCCAAGGUGUUAAGUGUCAGGACUGUGGUGUCAGGGCACAUAAGCAAUGCAGCUGCAAGGUUCCUAAUGACUGCUGCCCAGACCUCAAGGAUCUACAGAGUAUAUUUGGUGUUGAUCUUACAACGAGCCUGGUGAGCCGAGGAGGCACGGGAGAUGAUGUUCCAUCUGUUGUAACAGAGUGUAUAGCAGAGGUGGAGGCACGGGGCCUGGCAUCAGAAGGCAUAUAUAGGAUUCCUGGCUCACAAGAUCAAAUAGAAGCUCUAAAGUUGGCUUUUGAAAGAGAUGGCAACCGGGUGAGCUUAAAUGAGAAAGCAGUAGGGGACAUCAAUGUGGUUGCUGGAGUCUUGAAACUCUACUUAAGACUUUUACCCAUUCCCCUUAUUACCAUUGAUUGCUUCAAUAAACUACUGGCAGCUUGCAAGUUAAGUGAUCCAGUAUCACAAGUGUCAAGUAUUCAAGAGGCUCUCUUGACUCUUCCAUCUGCACACUUUGCUACUCUUAAAGUUAUCAUCUCACAUCUUGGCAGGGUGUAUGAACAUUGUGCAGUGAAUAAGAUGAGUGCUACCAGCCUGAGCACAGUCUUUGCACCCACACUCAUCCAAUCUAUUGCCUUUGGUGAUGAUAUUCGACCAGCAGAUUUGCUUGCCUUAGCAAACACCGCUCAAGAACCAAGAGUUGUGGAGGCACUCAUUGUCUACCACCGAGAUAUUUUUCCAUGAGAUACUUUUUGUAAUGUACUGUAAGUUUCUUAUUAUCCAUUAUGGAGGUAUUCAUUGUCUACCACUAAGAUGUUUACCCAUAAUGUUUUUGUAAUGCACUCUGUCUUCUUAAGAUCCACUUAAAAAACUUUUGUUUUCAAACAUUUGUGUGUCAAGUAACUUGUGCCUUUUCUAUAUUAGGUCAGACUAUCUCAAAAUGUGUUUUGGAGUAAGAUUAAGAAAUGCAUAUAACCAUUAUACAAUUAUAAGUGCUCUUUUGUGAUAUCUGCUCUCUAAACAGUGUACCAAACUCUAAAUUCUAGAUGACAUUUAAAAAAUAUGAAGAUUAAAACAAGUGAUAUGAGUGACUAUUGUGUGUAGAUAAAUAAUGGUUUAAAAUGUAUAUUCUUUUAGUUCAAAUUUGUGUGAUGAAUGCAAGUGUAUAGUCUUUUUUCGUCUCAAGAGAGGUACCUUCAUGCCAGUAAGGGUUCAUAAUCCAAGGACCUUGAUCUAGUCUUCCUAUGGACUGAGCUAGAAUUCCUCCCAUUCCCCAGGUGCUGUAUGUCCACUAUGGUUUAGCACUUCCUCCCUAAUUAAAAAUGUUGUGUUCAAGAAUAUGAUGUAUGAGAUAUGUGUUAGAUGGGAAAAUAUGCAAGUUUCAGUGUGAUGAUAAACCAUUUCUUUUUCUCAUAUAGUCCCUUCUUGGGGGGGAGGGGGUCUUGAUACUGGUAAAGGUUUUUGAUCCUAGGAAUUGGAACCAUCCUUACUCAUGCCUGAUUACCUUCUUUUUCAUAGGUGCUGUAUAAGCUUUACAGGUUUAUUGGUUCAUUGCAAUAAUAAUACUAGUUCAUGUUUAGUUUGCAAAGGUACAGGUAUUAUUCUUAUAAUAAAAAACAAAGUGCUAAACCUACUAGGGUCAUGCAGUGCAAAGGUACAAGAAAGAUGUUGUUCAUUUUGGUAAUUGGGCAUUUGUUUAUCCUCAGUUGCUGGUGACAAAAUAGCAUUUUGACUAUUUUGUUAGUUUAGGUACAAACUGAUAGUUUUUGCAAGUUGUCCUAGCAGUGAAGUUUGUAUAUUAAUUAAUGAGGUCACAUAACCCUGCUUAUUUGCUGAAAAGACCAAGCUGAAGGAAUGAAGAAAGGAGACAAACCCUGUGAAUGUAGGAAAAGUAUGACAAAGUAAAUGCAGGUAUACAAAUAAUUUGCUCCAACUUAAGGUUUACUGCAUUUGUGUAUUGGAUAGUAAGUUUAUUGGCCACAAGCAAACUGAGUGCCUCUUCUCUUCUUGAAUAUAUUUUUCUGGCUAUAGUUGCACUUCAGGGCCCACUUGGUGGUCAGUUACAUUUUAUUCAUCUCCACAUUACUAUUUUCAAUAAAUUCUUCACACAUGGUGUUCUAAAAGUUUCAGGAGUGCUGUACCCAUCUUCAUAUCCAGGUUAAGGAUAUUGGGCUCCCAGAGUGAGCACAGAGUCCCACUUGUUGGUUUCCAAGGUAAUAAUUAAGUGGGUAUUGAGACCACACUAUAAUAGCCUUCUGCUUCAUAGUGACCUCUUGGGCUACAUAGAUUAGUUUUUAAAUGGGAGGCUGCAGCCCAGUGGACAUACAGCAAAUGCAAGGAUUUUCACUUCGAGAUGAUUCUCUUUAGACUGAGGAUAUGACACAUGCUUACUGGUGAUCUUGCUCUUUUCUGUGCAUCUUGUGGUAUACUACUGACUGGCAUAUUUUAAUGGCUUACAAUCGAGUUCAGUAGCAUUUUAUGACCACCUAGGUGCAUGUAGAAACCUUGGGCAAAUUUUCAGGGAUUCUUUUGGUGUUAUUGACAUGGUGUGUUUUAAAUUGACUUUGGAUAUUUAACUCUGAUAUUAGAAGAGUGAUUAAUGUGUGCUUGUUAGUGUGAUUUUGGGGGUUAUAGCUUGUGUGUGUGUGUGUUAGUUACCAUUUUGUCCUAGGCACAUGUUGAUUAGACACUAGGCCUGUUUUUUUUUUUUUUUUUUUUUUUUGUGUGUGUGUGUGUGUGUGUGUGUGUGUGUGUGUGUGUGUAUACACUCAUAUAUUUGUACUCACCUAUUUGUGGUUGCAGGGGUCGAGUCAUAGCUCCUGGCCCUGCCUCUUCACUGAUUGCUACUAGGUCCUCUCUCUCCCUGCUCCAUGAGCUUUAUCAAACCUUGCCUUAAAACUAUGUAUGGUUCCCACCUCCACUACGUCACUUUCUAGGCUAUUCCACUACCUGACAACUCUAUGACUGAAGAAAUGCUUCCUAACUUCCCUUUGACUCAUCUGAAUCUUCAACUUCCAAUUGUGACCCCUUGUUUCUGUGUCCCCUCUCUGGAACAUCCUGUCUCUGUCCAUCUUGUCUAUCCAUGCAGUAUUUUAUAUGUCGUUAUCAUGUCUCUCCUAACCCUCCUGUCCUCCAGUGUCAUCAGGCCGAUUUCCUUUAACUUUUCAUCGUAGAUAUUCCCCUUAGCUCUGGAACUAACCUUGUCGUAAACCUUUGCACUUUCUCUAAUUUCUUGACGUGCUUGAUCAAGUGUGGGUUCCAAACAGGGGUGUGUGUGGGGAUGUACUCACCUAUUUGUACUCACCUAUUUGUGGUUGCAGGGGUCGAACAUAGCUCCUGGCCCCGCCUCUUCACCGAUUGCUACUAGGUCCUCUCUCUCCCUGCUCCAUGAGCUUUAUCAUACUUCGCCUUAAAACUAUGUAUGGUUCCCGCCUCCACUACUUCACUUUCUAGGCUAUUCCACGGCUUGACUACUCUAUGACUGAAGAAAUACUUCCUAACAUCCCUUUGAUUCAUCUGAGUCUUCAACUUCCAAUUGUGACCUCUCGUGUCUGUGUCCCAUCUCUGGAACAUCCCGUCUUUGUCCACCUCGUCUAUUCCGCUCAGUAUUUUAUAUGUCGUUAUCAUGUCUCCCCUGACCCUCCUGGCCUCCAGUGUCGUCAGGCCGAUUUCCCUCAACCUUUCUUCGUAGGACAAUCCCCGUAGCUCUGGGACUAGCCUUGUUGCAAACCUUUGCACUUUCUCUAAUUUCUUGACGUGCUUGACUAGGUGUGGAUUCCAAACUGGUGCUGCAUACUCCAGUAUGGGCCUGACGUAAAUGGUAUACAGAGUCUUGAACGGCUCCUUACUGAGGUAUCGGAACGCUAUCCGUAGGUUUGCCAGGCGCCCGUAUGCUGCAGCAGUUAUCUGAUUGAUGUGCGCCUCAGGAGAUAUGCUCGGUGUUAUACUCACCCCCAGAUCUUUUUCCUUGAGUGAGAUUUGCAGACUUUGGCCAUCUAAACUAUAUUGUGUCUGCGGUCUUCUUUGCCCUUUCCCAAUCUUCAUGACUUUGCAUUUGGCGGGGUUAAACUCAAGGAGCCAGUUGCUGGACUAGGCUUGUAGCCUGUCCAGGUGUGUGUGUGUGUGUGUGUGUGUGUGUGUGUGUGUGUGUAUGUUUACCUGGAGAGAGUUCCGGGGGUCAACGCCCCCGCGGCCCGGUCUGAGACCAGGCCUCCUGGUGGAUCAGAGCCUGAUCAACCAGGCUGUUGCUGCUGGCUGCACGCAAACCAACAUACGAGCCACAGCCCGGCUGAUCCGGAACUGACUUUAGGUGUACUCACCUAAUUCACCUAAUUGUGGUUGCAGGGGUCGAGACUUGGCUCCUGGCCCUGCCUCUUCACUGAUCGCUACUAGGUCCUCUCCCUCUCUGCUUCCUGAGCUUUGUCAUACCUCUUCUUAAAACUAUGUAUGGUUCCUGCCUCCACUACUUCACUUGCUAGGCUGUUCCACUUCCUGACGACUCUAUGACUGAAGAAAUACUUCCUAACGUCCCUGUGACUCGUGUGAGUCUUCAGCUUCCAGUUGUGACCCCUUGUUUCUGUGUCCCCUCUCUGGAACAUCCUAUCUCUGUCCACCUUGUCUAUUCCCCGCAGUAUCUUGUAUGUCGUUAUCAUGUCUCCCCUGUGUGAGUGUGUGUGUGUGUGUGUGUGUGUGUGUGUGUGUGUGUAUGUAUGUAUGUAUGUGUUAGCAUUUUGUACUAGGCACAUGUUGAUUAGACACUAGGCCCGUGUGUGUGUGUGUGUGUACUCACCUAUUUGUACUCACCUAUUUGUGGUUGCAGGGGUCGAGUCACAGCUCCUGGCCCCGCCUCUUCGCUGAUUGCUACUAGGUCCUCUCUCUCCCUGCCCCAUGAGCUCUAUCAUACCUCGCCUUAAAACUAUGUAUGGUUCCUGCCUCCACCACAUCACUUUCUAGGCUAUUCCAUGGCCUGACUACUCUAUGACUGAAGAAAUACUUCCUAACAUCCCUUUGAUUCAUCUGAGUCUUCAACUUCCAAUUGUGACCUCUUGUGUCUGUGUCCCAUCUCUGGAACAUCCCGUCUUUGUCCACCUCGUCUAUUCCGCGCAGUAUUUUAUAUGUCGUUAUCAUGUCUCCCCUGACCCUCCUGGCCUCCAGUGUCGUCAGGCCGAUUUCCCUCAACCUUUCUUCAUAGGACAAUCCCCGUAGCUCUGGGACUAGUCUUGUUGCAAACCUUUGCACUUUCUCUAAUUUCUUGACGUGCUUGACUAGGUGUGGAUUCCAAACUGUGUGUGUGUGCAUGUGUGUGUGUGUGUGUGUGUGUACUCACCUAUUUGCACUCACCUAUUUGUGGUUGUGGUUACAGGGGUCGAUUCUUAGCUCCUGGCCCCACCUCUUCUCUGGUUGCUACUGGGUCCUCUCUCUUCCUGCUCCAUGAGCUUUAUCAAACCUUGUCUUAAAACUAUGUAUGGUUCCCGCCUCCACUACGUCACUUUCUAGUCUAUUUCACUGCCUCACAAAUCUAUGACUGAAGAAAUACUUCCUAACAUCUCUUUGACUCGUCUGAGUCUUCAACUUCCAAUUGUGACCUCUUGUUUCUGUGUCCCCUCCCUGGAACAUCCUGUCUUUGUUCACCUUGUCUAUUCCAUGCAGUAUUUUAUAUGUCGUUAUCAUGUCUCCCCUGACCCUCCUGUCCUCCAAUGUCGUCAGGCUGAUUUCCCUUAACCUUUCUUCAUAGGACAUUCCCCUUAGCUCUGGAACCAACCUUGUUGCAAACCUUUGCACUUUCUCUAAUUUCUUGACGUGCUUGAUCAAGUGCAGGUUCCAAACUGGUGCUGCAUUCUCCAGUAUGGGCCUGACGUACACGGUGUACAGUGUCUUGAACGAUUCCUUACUAAGGUAUCGGAACGCUGUUCUCAGGUGUGUGUGAGAGAAGUAUACGUUCUCACAGUAACUAAUAACAUUAUUUUCAACGUGUGUAUGUGUGUGUGUGUGUGUGUGUGUGUGUGUGUGUGUUUGUUUCUACUCACCUAGUUGUGGUUGCAGGGGUCGAGGCAUAGCUCCUGGCCCCGCCUCUUCACUGGCCGCUACUGGGUCACACUCCCUGCACCAUGAGCCUAAUCAUACCUCUGCUUAAAGCUAUGAAUGGAUCCUGCCUCCACUACAUCGCUUCCCAAACUAUUCCACUUCCUGACUACUCUGUGACUGAAGAAAUACUUCUUAACAUCCUGUGAUUCAUCUGUGUCUUCAACUUUUCAACUGUCCCCCCUUGUUGCUGUGACCCAUCUCUGGAACGUUAUGUGUCUGUCCACUUUGUCAAUUCCUCUCAGUAUUUUAUAUGUUAUCAUGUCCUUCCUAUCUCUCUUGUCCUCCAGUGUCGUCAGGUCGAUCUUGCUUAACCUCUCCUUGCAGGACAAACCCCUUAGCUCUGGGACUAGUCUUGUUGCAAACCUUUGCACUUUCUCCAGUUUCUUUACGUGCUUGGCUAGAUGUGGGUUCCAAACUGGUGCUGCAUACUCCAAUAUGGGCCUAACGUACACAGUGUACAGGGUCCUGAACGAUUCCUUAUUAAGAUGGAGGAAUGCUGUUCUUAGGUUUUCUAGGCACCCAUAUGCUGCAGCAGUUAUUUGGUUGAUGUGCACCUCAGGAGAUGUGCCUGGUGUUGUACUCACCUCAAGAUCUUUUUCCUUGAGUGAAGUUUGUAGUCUCUGGCCCCCUAGACUACUCCAUCUACGAUCUUCUUUGCCCUUCCCCAAUCUUCAUGACUUUGCACUUGGCGGGAUUGAACUCCAGGAGCCAAUUGCUGAACCAGGCCUGCAGCCUGUCCAGAUCCCUUUGUAGUUAUGCCUAGUUCUCAUCCAAUUGAAUUCUUCUCUUCAACUUCACAUCAUCUGCAAACAGAGACACUUCAGGGUCUAUUCCUUCCGUCAUGCCGUUCACAAAUACCAGAAACAGCACCGGUCCUAGGACUGACCCCUGUGGAACCCCACUCAUCACAGGCGUCCACCUCUUCACUGGUCACUACUAGGUCACUCCCUUCCUGCUCCAUGAGCUGUAUCAUACCUCUUAAUUAAAGCUGUGUGAGUGUGUGCACAUGCACUCAUGUACCCUUUUAUUGAGAAGACCACUGAAUGAUCUCUUAGUUCCAGUGCAGUGUAAAUUUAAAAAUUUCCUUUCUGCCCUUUCAAUAAAUAGUUUUUCAUGAAUGUGGCUGUGCUGGGCUGGUCGUGGACCAGGCCAUGGUGCCUAGUCCGUGACCACCAUCUUGGUGGUCACAAUGUACAGAGGCUUAACUAAGCACUGCUGUGUGUGUGUGUGUGUUAGCCAUGCAUGGUGAUCCAUGUACUCCUUGCUUCUGCUUACUUGGAAGUUGAGAAUUUAGGCCGUUAAUAUAAACAUAUCCUCCAUUUUCAGGAGAGAAUUUUGGCUUAAUAACAUUGACCAAUACCUUCAGCAGUACCUGUAAUGAUCUGAUCAUUGGAAACAAAAGUUCAACAAAUGUAUUUUGUGACAUUUGUGAUUAUAGAUAAGUUUACUGCUAAUGUAGAUUGGCCAAAUGAAGUAUUAAAAUUGCCUUAAAUAUUUUAGCUAUACAAUUUAGAAUGUAGGCAUAGAAAGUACUUGAAAAUUGGGUCACUAUUUUGCACACACUCACUCAUUACUGGAACAAAGGUAAGUAAAAUGUGAAAAGUAAGAAUUAACCUUUACAAGUAAUAGAGAAAUAUUUUCUGGUGUCUCAGUUUAUAUGGGCAAGAGCAACACAUGAGUGUGAGUGUUUACUGUGUGUUCUUCAUUAUUGUACCUAUUUGUAGCUACAAGAAGAGAAUAUUAUUAUUGCAUAUUCAAGAGGAAGUACUAAACUCCUGUGGGUCGUACAGUCACAGCCGCAGAGCAAUGCUUGUGAUGAGCAUUUGUGUUUAGUUCAUCAUAAUUUUUUUUUUUUUUUUAAGGUUUCCCUUAAAUGUAAAUCAUACAAUUUUUUUUUUCUAGAUCCUUCCCAGCAGUCUUUAUGAAAAAAUUUUUCUGAUGUCCUUUUGUCAUCACUUUUUUUUUUGUUGUUUACAUUUUGUAUGCUGAAGGUGAGGAGAUAAAACCUUCCUUUUCUAUUUACUGCACUUUUUAUGAUCUUAUGUUUGGUUGUAGAAACUCCUACUGUCUGCCAUUGAGGGUAUUCUUCUGUUUCCAGUCUUCAUCUUUCUUAACUUUGGGAGUCAUUUUGUAGCACAUCUUGUACUUGUUUUGAAGGGCAAAUCAUAUUCCAACUUCAUAUGAGGUCUGCAUCCACUGUGCCAUGGUUCAGUUCAUUCCAUUUUUAUGCUGAAAUGUUUCUUUUGAUAUUCCUGUGACUUAUUUGGGAGAGUAAUUUCCAACCAUGCCAUUGUUCUUCUCUUGUCUUUGAAUCCAUAACAGUUUUGCCCCAAAGACACACUUUCCAAGUUCAGGGUUUAAUAUAGCACCUAAACAUCAACUUUUUAGGUCUCACAAAUUUUACCCAGACAUAUUAUGUCUGUUCCUUCAGCCUGUGUAGGUUUUCUCGGUAUUGAACUGUUUAACCCUUUGACUGUUUAUGUAUAGUAUUUAUCGUUGUAUUCGCAUUUUCAUGGUCUUAGGUGAUAAAAUGGAAAACAUAUUACAGAAAUAGAGAUGAUUUUUAUUACUUCCACGAUGAAAACGACCUUGAAACUGAGCUCAAAGUAGCGGAAAUGUUUGAUUUUUACCAAUGUUCAGGAGUAAGCAAAUCACACCGCACGUCCAAUACACAUCAACUGGGGAGUCUAAUAUUCUUUCACUAGUGCACUGAUAUUAUUUAUACCAAUUUUACAAUAAUGCAGUAGUCUGCAUAACAGUGAAUUUUGAAAUUUUUUGUAUGAAUAAAAAAUCAAAAUAGAAAGCAAUAAUAAUAUAACAGGGGCCUAGAGAUGUGACUAAUGAAAAGAGGAUAUGUUAUUUUAGUACCAAGAAUGUCUACCUUGUUUAUUCUGGGCCCUAUUUUGAAAUUGGCAUCUUUUUUUAUUUGCGUGAAAUUGGCCAAAUUGCCAAUUUCUGACCACUUUAUUGAGUAGUUCAAAUCGGUAAAUGGGCGGUUUCUUGUACUCAACUGAUAGAUAAAAUGGAGUUCUAAAGAAAUAGCUAUGAGUUUGGUCAACUGGAACAACGGAAUUGGCUAAAAACAGGGCUCAAAGUCGGCAAAAUCGCCGAUACGUAUAUGUCGCUGAGACUGCUAACUUCGCGGGAGCGUAAUUCCGUGAGUUUUCUACCAAAUUUCGAACUAUUGGUGUCAUUACCAUCGGGAAACGAUUCCCUAUCAUUUCAUAAGAUUUUUUUUUUUUUUUUCAAAAAAUUUAUCGACAUAGAAUGACAGUUUCAGAAAGGGGCCUGCUACAGUCAAAGGGUUAAGUGUGUCAAAAUAUCUCUUCUUUUCUACCUUGUCUGUUCCCUGGAGUAUCUUGUAUGUUGUGAUUAUAUCCCCUCUUUGCUCUUGUAGAGGCAUGGCCUUGUGCUUGCAUGCUUCGUAGAUCAUUCCAUUCAUUUUGGAAAUCAGUCUUGGAUACAUUCCUUUGGACUUCGUUUUAUUUCAUUCAAGGGGGAAAUGACUAUACUGGUGGAAGGCUUUUGUUAUAGGUGGACCCACCCUCUUUCUUCAGUCAAACUUGAUUACCUCCUGUUCCCCAGGUUCAUGCAACUCUUACGGGCUUAGUGCUUCCUCAUGAAUAUAAUUAGUGUUUUACCUGUUUUACCAGGUGAGAGUUGCACAACAGCUUUAAAUUAAACGUCAGUUUCCUAAAACCAUUUAUACAAACUAAAAGUAAUUAAAAAGUGUAUCUAAAAUUAGUUCUGUUCUCAACACUAUAACAUAAAUGUUUCAUAAUGUGUAUUAAAAUAUAUUUAAUAAAUUAUAUACCAUUUUUACUAAUUAGAUAUGGGUAUAUUAAUUAUUGUGAUAUGGUAACUGGUGGGCAGGUUUUUGUCUCUCAUUUAUUGUCAUCCAGAUCACAUACUUAUUCUUACUUGCUUUAAAAAGAAGCAGUUUAUGAUUUAUGCUUUGUGGAUUAAAUUUUACAGUGUGAACUUUUUUUGGGCUCUGUAUGGUACUAAACUUGUCAUGAGAUUGAAUCAUAAUCCUAAACGAAUGCCUGCAAACACUGGUUCUAAAUAGAGUGCUCGAAAGUAGUCUAGUGAUAGUCAUCAGUUAGAUGAAUCAUAGCACUGCUCUAUAGAUCGCUGAGAGAUAGUUAUAUAAAAUCUCCACUCUGUGCACUUGUAAAUUUGUGCUAACCUUAUUGCAAUGAGUAGUAUCAUACCUUAUACAUGAACAAUAAAAGCAAUAUAUAUAUACACCUACCAUCCGACUUACGACCGAGUUCGGUUCCGAGAAACCGGUCGUAAGUCGAAAUGGUUGUAAGUCGAACUUUACUACUGAAUGUCAACAAAACAUUUUUGUAAUGACUUUAUUUUAUUGUUUUAUUUUUGUAUUUCAUGUUUUACUUUACUUUUUAUGUUGUUAGUACUGUAUUUUAUACUGUAAGGUUUAGGAUAAACACUGUGUACAACACAAAUAGUUGUUUAUUUCCCAGAAAUUUGGCAUAAAAAACACGGUCGUAAGUCGAGCAGGUCGUAAGUCAGAUGGUAGGUG